AUGUCAACCUCAAAUGCGGGUUUGCAAAUUUGUUUGAAUUCAGUGAACUUCUUAGGGCCCGUAACAAGCUUGAUUCUUUUUGACGAUGACAAGUAUCUUUGUGCCGCUCAAGGAUCAUUUUUACGAAUCUACUGCUUAGAUUUAGAGAAAGAUGCAAACACUUGCUGGAAGACACUGAAAAUACCUUUUCGAAAUCGAGUUCACGGCAUGCUGGCAUGUCGAGAUGGGUUACUCAUCUGGGGUGGUUACAAUUUAGGGAUGGUAGUCUGGAAUACUUGGGAAAUAUUUUGGACACGCACCCCAGACUGGAUUUUCAACGCGGUUGAGUUAAAUACUGAAAGUGAAUAUGCUGUUGUAACAUCGAAAAAUGAAGUUUUAAUAUAUUCUUAUUUACUAAGUAAGUGGAAGCUUUCUUCUACUAUUUCAUGUCAAGAUAGUCCUCUUUUAUUUUUUGCUGCUCUGCAAUUGACAGACGACUGUAUUACUGUUGCUUCUGCAUCAGCUUUUGGUGAAAUUUAUUUAUGGUCUUUUCCUAUCAAUGGUCAUCCAAGCGUUAUUAGUACGUAUGGUUCUUUGAAAGGACAUGAGGGUGCAUGCUUCGAUAUACGAUUCUCUGAUGAUGGACAGUACCUCAGUACCGUUUCCGAAGAUAGAACCGUCAGAUUAUGGGACUUAAAAAAAGAAGCUCCUCUACUUGCGACAGGAUUUGGCCAUACAGCACGUGUAUGGAAAUGCCGUUUUCUAUCAAAUUCUUCCUUGGUUAGCAUAUCGGAGGACCUAACUUUACGAAAAUGGGUAUAUGACGGCGUCAAAUUGGAUAAUACGGAAACAUUUACGGGUCAUCGUGGUAAGCAUAUAUGGUCUAUAGCUGCAUCUAAAAAACAAGAUUUACUUUUCACUGGAGGAAACGAUGGUGCUAUUCGUCAGUGGAAAAUUAAUAACGACACUGAUAUUUAUUCGUUUUACAUUUCUUCCAUUUUUAAAGGUGAUGUUUCUCUUUCGUCCUUUUGUUUCCUAAGUGCCAACAAAUUGCUAUGCCUUGCCAAAAACGGAGAAAUCAGUCUUCUCGAUAACAAAAUUUGGAAAUCAAGGCCCCCGUUUUCCCUGGAUUCUGAAGCAACAGCUUUAUGUUCUUGGGAAAACAAAUAUCUAGCAGCUUUAGGAACUAAAACCGGAUCCCUAGUAAUAUUCAAUUGUGAUAACCCUUCCGAUUGCUUUUCUAAAAAAGUCCAUACCGCUAAAAUACAGCAUUUAUAUGCAGCUUAUGAUAAUGAUUUCUAUUACCUUCUUUCUAAAGCCUUCAUUGGAAAAAAUGCCUAUGAGGUCUACCUUCAUCAGUUUUCUAUUGAAAACGGAAUUAUAAAAUUAAAUUUUUCAUUGAGGUUGGAUCUUCCAGCUACUUUUGAUCCAACUUGUCUCACGAUUAGCAAUGAUUUGGCUUUUAUUGGAUCUAGAAGUGGUUCCCUGUCUAUAUACAAAGUGGGACAUUCAACUUGUUUGUAUUGCUGGAGAAGAUUGCACGAGUUUGAUACCAUAUAUAACAUUAUACCUGAAAGUAAUAUGGACAACAGUAUGAGUCUAAAAACUGUUGGCAGGGACGGGUUUGUAAAUAUGUUUGUGUUAAAGUUCAAUCCAGGUUUUCAACUCCAAAAAGUUGCUUCAGAAAAGGCAAUUGAAGGAAUUUUAAGUGGGGGAACUCAAUUUAAAUUUCCAGACAAUGAUAAAAACCUAUGGAUUUGGGGUUUUCAUGCAUCAAAUUUCUUCUUGAAGAAUGAAACUACGGGAACUGAUGUAUACACAUUAGAAUGCGGCGGUUCCCACAGACCAUGGUCAUUUUCUAUCGACCACACGAAACAGGCUUUUGCAUUCUAUAAAUCCAACCAAAUAUAUGUAUGCGAUUCUUAUCGAAACUUACUACACUUUAACAAGGUUAUAAGAAAAGGGGGUCAUGGUCGAGAAAUUAGGGCGAUGAGUUUUAACCCAGAGGGUACUUUAAUUGUAUCUGGCGCAGAGGAUACAAAUAUCAUGUUAUCCAAAUUUGAGAAGGAAGGCCAAAUAGACGCACUGAAUAGCGUGAAAGUGCACAAUUCAGGGAUUCAAGCGCUUUGCUGGGCUAACGAUGAACUCUUGUUUUCCAGUGGAGGUUUGGAAGAACUAAAUGCGCUAAGGAUAGCACAUGGGCAAAUUGAAGGAUCAUCUACAGCUCAUAUCCUACAUGAAGCUACAUGCGCAAAAACGCUUACAAAGAAGAAAACGGAUGGAGAUUUGCGAAUCACUGAUGUAUCUACCACAAAGGCAGUAUCUUGGGGAGAAAAAGCUUGGUUAGUUAUGACUAUUCUUUCGGAUUCUUCCUCAAGAAUAUACCUGUACGAUGAGGAAAAACGUGAUUUCCGAUUUCUGAAAGAUUGGGAGUAUAAGAGUUGCUGUCUAGUUUCUGUCAAGCUUUUUGUUUACGAAACACAUGUAUUUUCAGUCAUAAGUGCUACGGAUGGGACCAUCACAGUAUGGGAUUUGCAUUCACAAGACAUUGAGAAAACCCCUCAAAGCAUCUGGUCUGCUAGCGUACACCAAUCUUGUGUCAAGUGUUUAGAUGUUCAUUUUAACGAUCGGACCGGAAACCUUUCUCUUCUUACAGGAGGCGACGAUGGAGCCGUCUGUCACAUAACAAUAAAAUUAAAUACCGACGCAAAGGAAGGAAUCGUAUACGUUGAAGAACUUGAAAAAUUUUCUUAUCCAGAAGCUCAUGCGUCUAGUGUAACAGGAGUACUCCAACUGCGAAAAGAUCUAUGUUUAUCCGCUUCCGUCGAUCAACGAAUAUUGGUUUGGGUAAAUUGGGAGGGAACAUGGUCAAUCCAUUCAGAACGUGGUACAUUUGUUGCUGAUGUGGGAGGCAUGUUUUCACAUAAGUCAACCUUAAUCGUCUUUGGUGUUGGAUACGAGGUUUACAAAAUCGAAAUCUAG
This is a messenger RNA of Schizosaccharomyces osmophilus, 2961 nucleotides long. RefSeq names its product tRNA (guanosine 34-2'-O)-methyltransferase regulator Trm734 (gene trm734). The transcript has 3 exons. NCBI's taxonomy places the organism in Eukaryota, Fungi, Ascomycota, Schizosaccharomycetes, Schizosaccharomycetales, Schizosaccharomycetaceae. The record is from RefSeq and is a predicted model, not a curated record. Gene Ontology annotation, molecular function: protein binding. Gene Ontology annotation, biological process: tRNA methylation. Gene Ontology annotation, cellular component: cytoplasm. Bases 1 to 2961 code for a protein of 986 amino acids.